This is a messenger RNA of Drosophila takahashii, 431 nucleotides long. Its product is annotated as single-pass membrane and coiled-coil domain-containing protein 4 homolog. Lineage: Eukaryota; Metazoa; Arthropoda; Insecta; Diptera; Drosophilidae. The record is from RefSeq and is a predicted model, not a curated record.
UUCGACUCUUCUUCUUCUUUGGCCCAAAAACAACUUGUUGAGCAUCAGAAAAGGCUGAUUUGUUGUUUCACGCACACGCACUUCGUGGAACCCAACACGUCAGCAGGUUUAAGAAGUUCCUAACAACAAUUGCAAAAGUUUAAGAUGCGCCAACUGAAGGGAAAGGUGAAGGAGACGCGCAAGCAGAAGAAGGAGCGCAAGCUGGACAACCUGGAGAGCCAGGCCAAAAUCCGGACCGUGGUGCUGCCGGCGGUGGGCGUUCUGGCGGUCUUCCUGGUACUUUUCGUUUACCUGAAAACCCGCCCGGCGGUCUUGGCCUGAUCGAGUAGAGCCUUCGCCAUAAGUUCUAGUUAAGGGUCCGCGGAAAGUGCAAUUGAUUCGUUGUUAACACACAUAGCUUUAGAAGUACCAUUAAAUCGCUAUUCGUCCAU